GCAAUCCUCGUUAAUAAAAUUUUUGACAUUUACCCUGAGCCUCGAGCAUUUACCGAAACGUCAAUGUCAUUGCUGCCAAUUGCUGCUGAUGAUUUGUCAACACGUUGAAAGAAAACAAAUACUUUUUUAUUUUAUUGCGCUAAAUAUUUCUGUUCAUCCUCUUCCAUAAAGAUAAUAAAGAUCUUAAAUCGUUAGUUGUUAAAACGAAGAUGCCUACAAGUGACAGCGAAGACUUUGAGAGCGCAGACGAAGGCCAAAGUGUCUCAGACAAGAAGGAAAGAAAAAAACGUCUUUCUUCAUCCAAUUAUAGUGAUAAUGCUUUGGAAACUGAUCAAGAGCUUCACGAAUCUUCAGGCAAAACCCCACUGAAGAAAAUACAGACAACAAAUGAUGGGUGGGAUGACUUUGAUAUAGAUGAAAAUGAGACUAGUGACACACCUGUCCCAACAAAGCACAAAGAACUGAGUAUAGACAAGAAAGCAGAAGUUUCGGAAGAGAGUGAGUUAAAGAACAAAAAAUUGAAGCCGAAAGAGAGUGAGUCACAAGACACAGGUUGGGAUGACUUUGGUGACUGGGGUCAGGAUGAAGUGAAUGUGGAUAUUAAGAAUAAUACUCAACCAAAACUAACCCAAUCCCAAAGGCAACCAGAUAAAGACAUCCACGAGGUGACAGAUAGACUUGCAGCCACUUCCACCAAGAGUUCUGGAUCUGGCUGGGGGUGGGGUUGGGGGGUAGACUCGCUGCUCAGCUCCGCAACGGCUGGCAUAACUACCAUCACAAGUCAGGUCUCACAGGGCAUAUCAACGGUUCUAGAGACAGGUAUCGGAGCCCCGGACCCUGAAGAACUGGCCAGGCGGAACUUGCAAGAGAGUGAGUCCAAAUCGACCAGGUCUGAGGAGAAACCUGAUGAGGAGCCAGAGAAGAAUGCUGGUGAAGCUGCGUUUCCAUUUGGGAGCCUCAUAUCUGGGGUCACCAAGUUUGUUGAAACUACAAGCACUAAAGUGAUAUCAGGCGGGCUAGACACGCUAGAAACGAUAGGUAAGAAGACCAUGGAAGUUUUACAAGAUGGGGACCCGGGGCUCGUCAAAAAGCGGGCCAUGCUCGGCCUGGAGUCUGGCGACAAGCCGGUAUUGUCCCAAGUCCUGAGGGAAGCGAAAGAGAAGGCGGAGGAAGAUGACAGGAGAAAAGAGGAGAAGAGGGAGGCUAAAGAAGUCCAUUACGAGACUCUGUUUGAUGAUUUCGAAGGUCUAGUACACUUAGAAGCACUGGAAAUGCUGUCGAGGCAAGUCACCAUGAGGAUAGAGGAACGAUUGAGAGCUGCUGGUCCUGAGAAGAGACAGGAUAUCAAGGAGACUCUCCAGCAAGUCUCUGAGCUAUGCGAAAUGCCUGAUGAAGAAGAGGAAGAUGACGAGGAACCGCCGGGCGAGGGGUCGAAAGCAGAUGCUCUGCAUGAGAAGCUUCAAACAGCUACACAAGAUUUGGGUUUGAAGUUACAAUUUCAGCCGCUAGUGAAACAAUACACCGACACCCUAUCAUGGCUCGACUCCUCAGAACCUACAUCGCAAAAGGCGGUGUACAAGCGCAGUGUGAGCGCUUUAGCACAAUCUACUGCGUUAUCAGUCGAGAUGUAUCACAAAGCGGCUGAGAUGCUGUUAGUGAAGACGAGGAGAUCAACGGCAGACGAGGCUGAUGCAUUGACACAAAUGACCGUAGUCCUGACGAAACAUAUCGGUGAACUGGCAACAUUGUUCACGGAGAAAUUGAACUCUAUCACUGAAGAGAAUAAGGAGCAGAAUAAUAAUUACAUCACUAACAUAUUUUUAGAGGCUGGCAACAGUUCUACAUAUAUACAGAACGCAUUCCAACUCACAUUACCAAUUCUGCAGAUUGGAGCAGUGUAAAUUAUUAUAAAAGAAUCAGUGUAAAUUAGAUAUAAAAUCAGUGUAAAUUGGUAUAACAUACAUAAUUAUGUAUCUGAUUGAGAAAGCCUCAAAUUAAGUUUCUUUGUUGUGUUACUAAAUAUGUAUGUAAAUAAAUAGAAAAAUGUUAAGAAUACCCUUUAUUCCACAUAAAUUAUUACAAAAAUAAUUUAUACCAACCUUAUGAUGUACAAAAGGCGAACAUAUUUUACAAUAUUUCCCAGGCAACCACAGGAACAUUUAUAAUGAUUUCAUGAAGAGAGAAUUUGGUGCGGGUCAGUAAGAGAAUAUUUAGAAAAAAAUAGUAACUAAUAAAAUAAUAGACGUACAUAAAUGUUAUUCUUUUAAUAAACUUACAUAGUUAAACAAAGGUUGAUGACAUUUUACAUCUACAAAUGUUUUGACGGCCUCUGUGGCUCAGCGGUAGUACGCUUGUCUGUGACACCGAAGGUCCCGGGUUCUAAUCCCGGUCAAAGCAUGAUGAGAAAAGAACUUUUUCUGAUUGUCCUGGGUCUUGGAUGUUUAUCUAUAUAAGUAUUUAUUAUAAAAUAUAGUAUCGUUGAGUUAGUAUCUCGUAACACAAAUCUCGAACUUACUUCGAGGCUAACUCAAUCUGUGUAAUUUGUCCCGUAUAUAUUUACAUUUAUUUAUUUAUAUUUAUAUAUAAAUGUACCAAAAAGGUCUCCGCUCAGCAAAUGUCACGGUGUGAGUCGCGACGCUGGCCUUCCGCGGAUGCCUUUGACAAAAAUAAAAAUGAAACGGAAACGUGAAAAACUGCAAUAAAAAUUAAGUAAGUAAAUUAUUUAAUUUACUUACUUAAUUUUUUUAAUUGUCUGGACAUGUCCAUGUAACAUUAAAAAGUUUUAAAAAUAUCUGAUUUAACUAAUAUCUGAAUGUUAAUAUUGUUAGUACGAUUAUUGCUUAAUAUGUAUCACAGACUCGCUAUGUAUGUUUUUGUAAAUAAAUUUGUAUUUAAUGUUAAAAA
Amyelois transitella is the source of this 2904-nucleotide messenger RNA. Its product is annotated as protein FAM114A2. The record is from RefSeq and is a predicted model, not a curated record. The coding region runs from base 210 to 1901 and encodes 563 amino acids. Lineage: Eukaryota; Metazoa; Arthropoda; Insecta; Lepidoptera; Pyralidae. The transcript is spliced from 10 exons.